AUGGCCGCGUUUGAAAUGCGAUUAUUUAGGGCUGCAAUUUUGCUUUUUUGUUGUGUCAUUCAACAUGGGCAAGCAGCUGAUCACACAGCAGUCUUUGGAUUAUGUGAUGUCGGCGAUGUGAUCUCGGCUAGAAAUGGUUCUCUGGUCGUCAGCAAAGGCAAAGAUUGCACAAGGGUUAUACUAGCUCCUCGCGGUUGGCGAAUAAAGUUUACACUUCAUGAAAUAGAUAUGUUUGACGCGGUUGCUUUCAUACACGAUGGUGGGACAGUGGCUGGUACUCUAAAAUAUGAGCAAGGUAUCCGGGUAUUGCUCGCGGGAAGUAAACCCAUCGUGUUUUACACUUCAAGCAAUGCACUUCUGGUGCAUACUGAUAGAAUUUCGUCAAAUGGCAACAAGUUUAACGCUACAUUUGAAGUGUUGCCUCACCCCUUGGAUAAAUGUGCUUGCCUGCCUACAGUUAAUAGUGCCCGGACUGUGUGUUCAUUCCCACCGUAUGAUGACACUGGUAGGUUCUACCAAGACAACGACGAGUUAAAGAAAACAUGCAAAACAUCUUGUGACACAGGACACGAAAUUGUCGAAAAAUAUGCAUUUUCUAGUGGAGUUAUUGACACAACCUCAACCUGUAAUUUACAUUUGGACAUGCCAACUUCGACUUGGGCUCCACUUCCACCUGAUAAUGCAGCUCGUUUGUUCAAUUAUCCAAAUCUAAUUUCAUGUACUAAAGUCAAACCUGUCACUCGAGUUUUAUCUGUAUAUACAUUUACAUAUGCUAACAUACCAAUAUCAUGUGCUGAACUCAAUAUGUCUGUGAUUGAAAAUGGUGCAUAUAAUUUUCUUGUGAGCAAUAGGAGCAGCUCGUAUGUUGGCGAGUGUUAUAAAGACACCUUGGUUAACUGUACGGUCCGACCAGUUCUUUCGACAUGUUACAUGCCAAGUAACCGAAAUAUCUAUGUUGUUAAGAUUGAAAUACGAGACAAUAUCCAAAUGGCUGAAAAUGAGACAAUGACACGAAAACUAUUUGACAUUCUAUAUGGGAAUGUUUCAGCUAAUCUUAAGAACAACGUUCAGUGGUAUGUCACAAAUGAUUUGCUUGUUAACAAUGCCACAGCAAUUAAGUUUAAUCCUCUUGGAUCUGACUCAGUAAAACCAUAUACAAGCUGUCCUGCUAAUCAUGCGACUACUGGACGAGGUAACAAUCCAGGCAAUUUUCUACAGAAUUGUAUUUCUUGUCCAUUACACACCUAUAAACAUUUUUAUGCAGGCCAUUAUUAUUCUGCAUGUGAGCAGUGCCCUUCGAAGAAACGUCGUUUACUCAAUGAGUCAAUGUGUGUUAACGGCACAAAAAUGUACUCCAAACCUUCAAACGUAAACUGCCUACACGUUUGCGCCCUUGGGAAAUUCUUUAAUAAUGACUCUGGUAUUUGCGAUUGGUGUGAUUACGGUUACUUCCAAAAUUCGACAACUGCUUUAAAUCCAGUUUGCCAUCGCUGUCCACCCGGCAACACAACAGCCUUUGUCGGAGCAAGAAGCAAAAAUGAUUGCAUGCAUCAAUGUCGUAAAGGGCAGUUCACAAAGUUUCCUUCUUGUUUUGAUUGCGGUAUUGGAUAUUUCAUGCCUUACGAGGGAAACCGAUUUCCCAAAUGCUACAAGUGUCCACUGGGGAAUACAACGUUGACUGUGGGAACUACAAAUCGAACUGGCUGUGUAGAUCAGUGUGCUCUAGGGGAAUAUUUCAAUAUUACCCAAGGUAUGUGUGUGUUAUGUCCUAUUAACACAUACCAAAAUGAAACGGCGCCUAGUAACACGCGAAGUUGCAAAAUGUGUCCGACUAACAGAGUUAUGUUAUCAACAGGGGCUAUAUCCAUAGAAUUGUGUCUUGGUCCUUGUUCAGCGGGCCAAUAUCUCAAUACGACAUCCCGAAGUUGUAAAUUGUGUCCUGUAAACACUUAUGAAGACGAACGUCGAAUAAGUUUUAUGUGUAAAAAAUGUCCAGAACAUAAAAUCACACAAAACAAAGGUUCGACCAAUAUUUCUCAAUGUAUUUAUCCUUGUAACGAAGGAGAGUUUUUCAACCUCACGAGUGAGGCAUGUGAAAUGUGCCCCAACAAUACCUAUCAAAACAACAUUGGAAAAUGUUCUUGCAAGCCUUGUACUGGGAAAAUGUUUACAUUAAAACCAGGUUCAAAAGGAUGUAUUGCCCCUUGCAACCGUGGGGAAUUUCUCAACAAGUCUGCCGAGGCGUGCGAGGAUUGUCCAGUUGGAUAUUUCCAAAAUGAGACCAAUUAUCUAUUGCCCAUGUGCAUGGCUUGUCCACUGGAUUAUUACACGGAUAAACUGGGUAGCCAUGGUUGCACAGCAUGUCCAGAAAGAAGGAUAACCAUCGUACCAGCUGCAACAGUUACGUCUGAGUGCAUUGAAAGUUGUGGACGUGGUUAUUAUCUGAAUAAAACCCUUCGAAGCUGUGGAAAAUGUUCAAAAGGGUUUUACCAAGACCAACGCGAAUAUAGGAACGAGUCGUGUACUAAGUGUGCAGGUGCCAACCUGACGACGCUUAGAUCUGGUGCAAAAGCCGCAGGAGAAUGUGUCGGUUAUUGUGCAUCAUCGCCCUGUCUUAAUGGAGGCAAGUGUACCAACCUUGACAAUGAUUUCAACUGUACUUGUCUGGAACAUCUCGGAGGAAAACAAUGCCAGACUAUCCUUGAUUACAAUAAUGCAGACAGGAUGGAAAUUUCAGUCAGAUUUACCAACUUAGUUUGGAAUAACAACCUCAGUAACCCUGAUACCAGAGACUUUAUGGAACUAGCCAAUCGGAUUGAGAAUGCCGUACGAGGUGAUUUAAGAAACGACACGACAUUCCGUACCGUCAAAGUGGAGAAAUUCAUUCGAGGAAGUGUGAUCAGUGAUCUGACAUUUAAUUACGUUGCUGGCACAGAUUUUAAUAACUCGUUAGACACCUUAAAGAGAGCUGCUGCCGAUGGCAAAAUUGGUAACUUAACAGUGAAUUCAUCCUCGUUUUACAUUGGUCAUUAUACCUGCGGGACACCCCUUGGAAUGGAGAAUGGUCGUAUUCCUGACAGUGGAAUUACUUCUGCAAAUAAAGAUAAUUACCAUCCGUUUUCAAAUGCUCGUUUGAAUCAUAAUGGCCCGGGGUGGACUCCACGGGUGAAUCGUACUGAAGAUGCAUAUCUACAAGUAGAUUUUCAGGAGGUUGUCCAGUUAACGGGCAUUGCAACCCAAGGGUCGUCAUACCAAGGUGGUAAUUGGUUACAGUCCUGUCAAUUCAAUUAUAGUGUUGACGGCAGCACAUGGCUGGAGUAUAAAGAAGAAACAAACCAACCUAAGGUCAGUUUAAGCAGACUUUUCCAUGUAUUGUUGUGGAGCUGUUGAAUGUUUUGUACUCAUUAACCAUUAAAUAUACUAGAUAUUUUUAAAAUCAACAAUUAUUUAAAGGAGAUUGGCAACAAAAAUUGCUUCAUCUAUCUUAUUGCUUCAUCUGAAAGAGCAUGAAAAAAUAAGCCGAUUGGCCGUUUAAUGCUCUAUUCUAUCUCAUCUAGUUCCGAAGUUAUACGCAAAAAUGUGAAAAUAUAAAUUGCUGAUUCAGCACUACGUGUGACGUCAUUAGCUGGGUAAGUAUGUUUAUUGAAUACUACACUGAAGCAUAGCUCAGUUAUUAUGAGCCCAAAUCAAAUGAAAU
Molecule: messenger RNA, 3697 nt
Organism: Paramuricea clavata
Lineage: Eukaryota; Metazoa; Cnidaria; Anthozoa; Malacalcyonacea; Plexauridae
Source: the annotation of a GenBank genome assembly